Messenger RNA from Dracunculus medinensis (Guinea worm), 1275 nucleotides. The record is from the annotation of a GenBank genome assembly. Lineage: Eukaryota; Metazoa; Nematoda; Chromadorea; Rhabditida; Dracunculidae.
AUGAUUUUAUUUGCAGUUGAAUUAAGACUAGCAUCCGAUGAUUUUUUGGAACUUGAUGAUGAUACUUCUUUGAAACAUAUCACUGAUGAAUUUACAACAAUAGCACCACUUGAAAGAGGUUUUCCACAAAAUUUUCCAAGGAUAAAGCCAGCGCAUGAAAUUGGUGAAGAAACUUUUAAAUCAACUAAAAAAAGUGCAGAAGAUCUUAAAGAAUUGAAUUCAAGUGAACAAGUGGAGUUUUUGGACACCCAUAACCCUAUUAUAACAAUUGGAGAACAGUUACCAUCACAGGAACCAGCUGAUAACUUCAGCAGAAUUAUUGGUAGUGAAUUGUUAACUACUAUCGACAAUAUCGAUAGUAAAUUUCCGACAAAGAGUACAAAGAUAAUGGUUGGCGAUCCUUUUGCUACUUCAUCAACUAUAAGAGAAGCUGAAGCGAUUAAAACUACAACUAAUAUUUUGGAAAAUGCUGCAACCAAUCCAAGAACAAAAACUGUUAACGAGGAAAGAGAAGAAGAAAAUGAAGAAGAAACAACCUUGAGCACAACAUUCAUAAAUAAUCAAAUGAUGAAAUUAAAUGAAGAUAAGGAACAAACUAAAAAAAUUCCUGAAAAUAUCGCUACUGAAGAGAUAAAUUUUGAGGAAACUGAACCGACAGAAGAGGAAAUUUUGAAAACUUAUGAAACCAAAAAAAUAAAAGUAUUAUCAACGUUACCAACAACUUCUGCAUAUGAUGAUGAAGAUUUAAUCAAUGAUAAUGAUGAUGGUGGUGAUAAUAGCAUAGCUGAAGAAAAUCUUUUUAUUGGUGAUAAAUUUCUUUUCCAUCAGGAUGAAACAAUGAAAGAACUAGCUGAAUUAAGCCCAGAUAACAUAAAAUCGCAUGAAAAAGAAGUCGAUCAAAGAACUGAAAAGCAGCUUUCGUCGCAUUCUCAUACUUCGAAAGAAAGCACUCGAAUUGACAGUACAGUUAUGAAGACGACAGCCGAUUUUCAGUUAGUUGCAUCAACUGAUUCGGAAUUCAGUUUCAUAACUGAGAGCAAAACGGAGACAACUGAGGAGAAAGACGAUUCACUGCUUUCAACAGAUCUCAUAAAAGAGGAAGAAAAUUUCACUUAUCCGACCACUUCAUUACCAAAUAUAUCUGCUGAAAUUUCAUCGGAUAAAAACGAUGAAGAAAAUGAAAAUAUCGAAAAUGGCGAAGAAAUUAAUCAAAACUUUGAAAGCUUCACAAUUACAACAGGUCUAUCAAAAGUUCGAUCGCAUUAUUUGAAUUAA